Entamoeba dispar SAW760 is the source of this 2016-nucleotide messenger RNA. RefSeq names its product amino acid transporter, putative. Gene Ontology annotation, biological process: amino acid transmembrane transport. The coding region runs from base 1 to 2016 and encodes 671 amino acids. The transcript has a single exon. Gene Ontology annotation, molecular function: amino acid transmembrane transporter activity. The record is from RefSeq and is a predicted model, not a curated record. NCBI's taxonomy places the organism in Eukaryota, Evosea, Mastigamoebida, Endamoebidae.
AUGUCAGCUCACAAUAAUGAGAUUGAAAUGACAAACCAAGAUAUAAACAUAACUAAUAAUGAAAUCUCUCAACACAAAAACGAAAACAAUGACAUCCAACAACAUCCCUCUGUUACUAUGACUGUAUUAACUUCUUCAACCCCUCAAAUUGAACCAAAUAAUGAAAUUAUUCAAAGCCCAGCAAAGCUACCACAAAGUAAUUUAGCAGAUAAUGAAACAAACACAAUAAAAAGUGAUAAAAAAGUAUCUAAUAAUACUAUUGAAGAUACAAUAGCAAAAAAUUUUGAAGAAUUACUUUAUGAAGAAAAAGAAUAUCAUAGAACUCCAAGUGGUCAGUCUAAAAGAACUAAAAAGACAUGGGGAAAAAUUGGAGUUACUUCUUUACAGUUAGGGUUUUCUCUUGUUGGCUCAUUAAUUGGUUCAGGAAUUCUUUCUCUUGCCCAAACGUGUUAUAAAAUGGGUCUUGUUGGAUAUACUAUUUGGAUUAUAUUAACAAUAUUUUAUUUUUGUCUUACAUGGAGUUAUUUCAACAGAGCUAUAUAUUUAACUGGGGCAUCUACAUUAGGUGAAUUAUUAUCACUAAUAUUUGGUAAUUUUUUUGCUAUUAUUGUUGAUAUUUGUAAUACGCUUUUUUUUAUAUGUGUACUGAUGUGUGAUCAAGUAAUUGCUACUCAAUACAUUUUUGGUAUUGUACAAGAGACCACAUCACGAGACCAAUGGAAUAAUACAUUAGACGAAUGUUAUGGCAACCCACAAAGAACUGCUGGUAUAGCUUGUGGAUGGCAUUAUAUAAUUCUUUAUCUUGUUGCUGUUUGUUUAAAUCUUCCAUUAAUUAUUCCUAAAUCAGUUAAAUUUUUAAGUAAAAUUUCAGUAUUAACAUUAAUUGCUGCAUUUAUUACAACAGCUAGUAUAAUUGGUAAAUUAAUUUAUGCUGCUGUAACUGGAAAAUCAUCAAAUGGAAGUGAUGCUAAUUUUCCAACUUUUGAUGGAAAGUGGUGGCCACAAAGUUUUAUGUCAUUUUUUACUAUGGCACCAUUUAUUUCAGCAAAUUUCCAAGUCCAUUCAUGUUUACCACCAUUAUAUGUAGGAACAAGAGGAUUAUCUAAAAAGAAUAAAUUGGUUGCUUUACAAGGUGGAAGUUAUUUUUCAAUUAUAACAUGUUCAUUAUUUUAUUUACUUAUUGCUGUAUGUGGUAAUUUAAGUUUUGAUAAAGUAUCAUCAAAUAUAUUAAAUGAUUUUACUAAUUCUGGUAGUUCAGAAAUAGAUUGGGUUAUUUUAAUUUGUAGAGCUUUAAUGACAAUUGUUGUUUGUAUUGCAUAUCCAGUUAUUAUGUUUCCUACAUGUGCGGGUAUAUUAAGAUAUAUUCCUAAACAAUGGAAAUUUAUGACAAUAUGGAAUGGAAGACUUUCUAUUUUAGUUAUAAGAAUAAGUUUAUUAUGUUUGACAACAUUAGCUGCAUCAUUUAUUACUAAUAUUGGAGUAAUUUUUUCUAUUGGAGCAGCUAUAUUUUCUAUUUUUGUUGUUUAUAUUGGACCAAUGAGCAUUAUGAUGUUAUGGCCUAGAAUGGAGAAAUUAGGUGAUCCAAAUUUUAGAAAAUUAUCAGUGAUUGAAAAUGUAUUAUAUAAUAAAAAAGUAGAAGGAAAUCAGAUGUUUACUUAUAGAGAUAUUGAAACUGCUUUUGCUAAAAAUGAAGCUCAAAAGAAUGAAGGUAUUGCUGAUGUUGUUGUUACAAUUAAUACCAAUGAAACUACUGGACAACAAGUAAUUGAAUUAAAUGAUGUUAAAGAACAAAAAGAACAACCAACUAAUCAAAACAGUUACCAACUCACUGUGACUAUGGACGGUGAAUCAAAUGAUGAAGAUUUAUCUUAUUUACAAAAACAAUGGAUUAAAUUACCAGAUGCACAUAUUCCAUGGUAUCGUUAUCUAUUAUUUACAAUUGCAAUGGCUUGUUGUGUAGUAUUAUGUAUUCUUUCAAUUAUAGGGACAAUUAUUGAAACAGUUACAUCUUCUUAG